Mya arenaria is the source of this 990-nucleotide messenger RNA. RefSeq lists its product as uncharacterized. Gene Ontology annotation, cellular component: nucleus. Gene Ontology annotation, molecular function: RNA polymerase II cis-regulatory region sequence-specific DNA binding; protein dimerization activity; DNA-binding transcription factor activity, RNA polymerase II-specific. The coding region runs from base 1 to 990 and encodes 329 amino acids. The transcript is spliced from 4 exons. The record is from RefSeq and is a predicted model, not a curated record. Gene Ontology annotation, biological process: regulation of transcription by RNA polymerase II; anterior/posterior pattern specification; regulation of neurogenesis. NCBI's taxonomy places the organism in Eukaryota, Metazoa, Mollusca, Bivalvia, Myida, Myidae.
AUGGCUGAUAUGCGAAAUUCUCCUCGAGAGGUUGCUUCGUAUCUGAGAAAGGUACGCAAGCCUCUAGUUGAGCGUCAACGCCGCGAGAGGAUGAACGCGAGUAUUGACCGCCUCAAGCUCCUUAUCGCGGACACCAUCCGAGAACAGGUGUCAUCAAUGACGCGUGUGGACAAGGCGGACAUUUUGGAGCUCACCGUCUUCCAUCUGACACGUCUACAGCAGCGGCAGCGGGCCAAUCGCGUAGCCAACGACCAAACAGAUGACGUUUCCUCCGCAACCUCCCACCUGACAGGCUACAGGGAUUGCGCACGGGAGGCUGUCACCUACCUGUCUGCGGGCAGUAAUUGUAGCCCGGAAGUGGCGACCAGCGUCACUGCACAUUUAAGGAGCGCCUAUGUGGAGAAGCUGAAUAGCAACAAGGCUGCUGAAGAACGUCUUCAAGAAGUUGACUAUCGGACUCCCAGGAUCGAGAAUCGGGUGCCCUUCACCUAUAGUCAUGCACGCCAGAACCCACAGGCCGUUUUCAUGUCAACGCCGAGAAUAUCAAACGAAGUUCUGAGUGUAUUGACGAGUCAAAUUCCAACAACCUCUUCGAGAACUCUAGAAUGUUCGCCGAUCUUGCGGAUGACGAAAGGCCAUGAUGACAUCAUCAUUCAUAAUUCCAGUACCUCCAGUUUGAGUUUCCUGAACAGUGAUUCAGGAUUUGAUAGUUUUGACGUUUCCACUGACAUUCAAUCUUUGGGGUCAGAUCGCUGUGUUUCAUUUGACCGAAGUGAUGACGACGAAGUUGGUCAAGUGACCAAAGACAAUGGCGCUUCCUCCGCAACCUCACACCAGAUCGGCUACCGGGAUUGCGCACGGGAGGGAGUCACCUACCUGUCUGCGAACAGUUAUUGUAGUCCGGAAGUGGCGACCAGCGUCAGUGCACAUUUGAGGAGCGCCUAUAUGCAGAAGAUAAAUAGCAACAAGGCUGCUGAAGAACGCCUUUAA